This is a messenger RNA of Notechis scutatus (mainland tiger snake), 810 nucleotides long. RefSeq names its product adenylate cyclase activating polypeptide 1 (gene ADCYAP1). Gene Ontology annotation, cellular component: extracellular region; neuron projection; perikaryon. Lineage: Eukaryota; Metazoa; Chordata; Lepidosauria; Squamata; Elapidae. Gene Ontology annotation, molecular function: neuropeptide hormone activity; pituitary adenylate cyclase activating polypeptide activity; peptide hormone receptor binding. The record is from RefSeq and is a predicted model, not a curated record. Gene Ontology annotation, biological process: adenylate cyclase-activating G protein-coupled receptor signaling pathway; regulation of protein localization; neuropeptide signaling pathway.
GCAGCGAAGUAGAGAGAGGCAGCGAUGCUUCAAGCGGAUUAACUCUAGCCGCCGAAACUUCAGAGGAAAGCCUUUGGGCUCCAGACUCAGUCUCGUUCUCACUCUCUCGAGUUGAAUGAGUGGCGAUGUGCAGCAAAGCGUUUCUCGCCCUGCUGCUUUAUGGGCUGAUUAUGCACUGCAGCGUCUACUGCUCACCUGCUGCUGCCGCCGCCGCCGCUGGACUUCAGUACCCCGCGCUGAGGCUGGAAGAUGAAAUGUACGACGAAGAGGGCAACACUCUUUCGGACUAUGCCUUUGACAGCGAACCCCUCAGUAUAGCCGACCCUUCCUCCAUGCUGGACGACAUGUACACUUUGUAUUACCCGCCGGAAAAAAGGCACACAGGUGGGAUACUUAACAAAGCCUAUAGAAAAGUACUGGGCCAGUUAUCUGCAAGGAAGUACCUGCAUUCCCUGAUGGCCAAGCGGGUGGGCGGGGCCAGCAUCCUGGAGGAUGACUCAGAACCCCUUUCCAAAAGGCACUCGGAUGGCAUAUUCACAGACAGUUACAGCCGCUACCGAAAACAAAUGGCUGUCAAGAAAUACUUGGCAGCAGUUCUGGGUAAAAGGUAUAAACAAAGAGUUAAAAACAAAGGACGGCGAGUAGCUUAUUUGUAGCGAUGAGCUCCCAACCACUCCUGUGUACACAAGAGUCCCCCUGGGGAAAAAAAAAAUCUGAGAGAGGACCACCCUUCCCCCAGUCAUUUCCAAACUGACUGAUCAAUCACCACUCUCCUAUGUUAUCUAAACAUGUAUUUAUGUAUGAAGUAAA